AGAGAGGGAGAGCGCAGGGAGCGCGCGGCACGGGUCACUCUACCGGAGGAGCGCACCACAGACGGAGGUACCGCUUAACUCUCAUAGACGUACAGCUGUGCGUGUGUCCUGCUGGACUCGCUGUUUAUCCUUCAGUAGGGUCGGAUCUAGCAGUCAUCACCAUCCCAACGCUGGAGACCUGCGGAGACGUUUGGAUAUACUGCGGCAUAUGAGCGUGGGAAUGUGGGUAAUAAAGUUCGCGUUGAUUUGGACCUGCUGGUUCGGAGUACGCGCCGAUUUCGAUAGCAGGUGGCCCAGGCAGAUGGCCUCAUCCAACGGGCUGUGCCGAUACGGCGGCCGCAUCGACUGCUGCUGGGGUUGGACACGCGUCUCCUGGGGCCAGUGCCAGCCUCUCUACGUCUUAACCCGCAGAGUAAUCGGGAUAAGGUGCCAACCCCAAGCGGGUUGUCAGCACGGAUGUAAACAUGGAGAAUGUGUGGGAACCAACAAGUGCAAGUGUCAUCCAGGUUAUACAGGAAAAACAUGUAACCAAGAAGAGCAGGGCUAUAUUAGCCCCCCAAUAUGGCACCCUCCUGUUUUUGUUCCAAUGGACCACCAGCCGCUGGCGGUGCCCUCAGAGGAUCUGAACGAGUGUGGCCUGAAGCCCCGGCCCUGCAAACACAGGUGCAUGAACACGUACGGCAGCUACAAAUGCUACUGCCUCAACGGAUACAUGCUGCUAGCCGACGGGAGCUGUGGAAAUGCCCGGACAUGCGGCAUGGCAAACUGCCAGUACGGCUGUGAAGUAAUGAAAGGAGAGGUUCGCUGCCAAUGCCCUUCUCCAGGUCUACAGCUGGCUCCAGAUGGCAGGACCUGCGUAGAUGUGGAUGAGUGCGCCACAGGUCACACUGUUUGUCCUCGCUUCCGGAAGUGCAUCAAUACCUUUGGAAGUUACAUUUGCAAGUGCCACGACGGCUUUGACCUGCAGUACAUCAACGGGAAAUAUCAGUGCAUAGAUGUGAAUGAAUGCUCUUCAGGUCAACAUCAGUGUAGUCCGUAUGCCACCUGCUACAACACACCCGGUUCUUACAAGUGCAAGUGUAAAGAUGACUACAGAGGCAUGGGCUUCGACUGCAAACCCAUCCCAAAAGUGGUCAUCGACCCUCCACGACCAGGAAAGACCACACCAAGCAAUAACAACAACAAGGGUGGCAACAAAAUCCCAGAUUCAGACCACAAGAGGCCCACCACAACAAGCAGACCACCAGUGACGGCCAAACGGAUCUCACCUACUACAACAACCACCAGAACUCUCCCAACUAAAAAAAUCCCUACAGCCAUUACACACAGACCCCUCAUUCCAACCCGCAGACCACCAGUGCUGGUGACCCCUAAACCAAAGAUUCCUACCCGUCUGCCUCCCACCACAACCACCACGAAAGCCCCGGUAGUCACAGCAGUGGUUCCUAUCAUGCCGACACGCAGACCCACCAUACCGCCGGUCACCCCAGUCGACAACAACAUCAAAGACAUCACGCAGAAACAAAGAGGUGAUGUGCACAUACCACGAAAUCACGGGCAGAACAACGUGUUCGGUAUCGAUUUAGACAUUGAACUUGGAAACACAGAAGAAGAGGCAAAGGACGAUCCAGACAGUGGAUAUCUUAGCUGCUCUUUUGAUCACGGACUCUGUGGAUGGAUCCAGCGCAGAGAGGGAGACCUUCACUGGGAGACGACAGAAGACUCGUCUGGUGGGCGGUACCUGACGAUCUCUGAGGGUGGGGAGAAACGGGGUGGGCGUGGCGCUCAGCUGAUACUCCCAAUGACUCCACCCUGGAACGAGGGUAACCUGUGCCUGGCGUUCCGUCAUAAGAUGGCAGGCCAUCACGUAGGCAUGCUGCAGGUGUUCGUACAGAAGGGCCGACAGCACAGUCCCGCAGUCUGGGGUCGAACGGGAGGAAACGGCUGGAGGUCCACACAGAUCACCAUUUGGGGAAAUGGACUAGAAAGUAUUAUAGUAAAGGGUGAACGACGGAGGGGUCGUACUGGUGAAAUUACUCUGGAUGACAUGAGUCUCAGAAAAGGUUCCUGUCAGGAAGAACACAACCUGAGGAGACUUUAACCCCAGUAACAGAGACGUUUAACCCUGGCUUUACUGUACUUUACGGGACUCUAGGAUAAGGGACACCCCACGGAGCGGGACAUACCGUUCUAUCGGUCCCGGCACGGUCAUGGGGGCACUUCCUCUGACCUUCAUGGGUUCCUUCAGAGUGCAUGUUCCAACAAAGUUGUUCUGUGCGUUCAGGUUAAACACAUAACCUAAUGUCAAUUCAUAGGCUAACGUGAAAGGCUAAUACACCAUGGGUUCCUUCAGGAGCCUCGGAUGGGUUUUAUUUAUGAGUAAAAUAAGAUCUGAACUUAACAUUACCUGAAGAUAGUGAGCCCGUAACAGCCCUCAAAACUGUACAGUUAGGCUUAAAUUUGUUAGCUAAGUGACCUGCGUGGCGAAUUUUCUUUUGGUUCAUUAUUGUAAAUGUAUUCAUAAAUGUGUAUAUAUAAAUAUAUUUCAAAUAUGCUUUGUAGGUGCAUUAAUAUGUGUAUUGAUCGUGUUGUUUACACAACCUGACUUUGAAUAUUUUGUUCACGUAUAUUGUUAAAUACAAACCAGUAAACUGAAUUUCUUAAUGGCUGUAUCAGCCAUUCUGUAUUAUUAGCCUAUCACACUCAUGGUUACCCUUUAAAGAAUGAAUGUUAGGAAAGUUUUUGGUUAAAGGGGUCAUAUUGCGCGAAUAUGUGUUUUUCGGUGUCUUUGGUGUAUUAUAAGUUGCCCAUGCAUGUAUUAGACACGUAAAAUUGCACAAAUUUAAGUGUCGGAACAAAAGAUGCAUUCUAUGUAAAAGCAAAUGCUCACCCAGACCUGCCUGAAACACCUCGUGUAACCACACCCCCACAAAUCUACAUCAGUUCGUGGUAUGAUUUGACUAAGACCGCCCAAAUGUAUACGCAAGUAAGGUGGGCGUACCUGUCAGUACAAUUGCUCUGGCACCUGAUGUUCCAAAUAUGGUAAGAGGUGUUACAUUUCCACGCUUGCAGGAUUCGACCAAUCACUACGCACCGGUUAACUGGCCAAUCAUAGCACACCUCGCUUUUCAGAGCGAUGAGCUUUGUAAGAAAUCUGCACGUUUCAGAGAGGCGGGGCAAAGAGGAGAUACAAACAUGCACGGUAUGUGGAAAAUAAAGCGCUUUUGAACCUUAAGUCUAAAACAAACGAUCAUUUUCGUUUUAGCCGUGUCAUAUGACCCCUUUAAACAUAAAUGAAAUGACUCAAGAUUAAAUGAUGUGAACAUAAAAUGUGUUUCCCGUUUACGCAGUGUAUGGUAAUUAAUUAGAAAUUUACCACUUGGAAGUUCCAGACUGACUUGCAGGAAAGGUUAAAUACAUGUAAAUAAUGUACUUUACAAUAGAAAGUAAAGGGUACUUGAUAAUAAAGUCGUAUAGUAAAAAGAUCUAAGUUUCUAUUUUUAUGUCCUCAAAGCAAUUCAGGUAACACAAAUACAAUGCACAAAUCAAUUUUAUAGAAGGUUUUAUUUAAAGCAUGCGCCUGGCCCGAAGUUAACUUCCGGUCUGUUUGUUGAUUGGCUAAUAAUAUUACUAUUUCUAUUUAAUUUAUAUUCAACUUAAUUUGUAUUAAUAUUUUAUUGUAUAAAAUUGUAUUAAAUAAACAAUUUGUUGAAUUUUAUUGUGUUGAUUUUAUUAAAUAAACAAUUUGUUGA
Triplophysa rosa is the source of this 3752-nucleotide messenger RNA. RefSeq names its product nephronectin a (gene npnta). The transcript has 14 exons. The record is from RefSeq and is a predicted model, not a curated record. The coding region runs from base 209 to 2101 and encodes 630 amino acids. Gene Ontology annotation, cellular component: membrane. Gene Ontology annotation, molecular function: calcium ion binding. Lineage: Eukaryota; Metazoa; Chordata; Actinopteri; Cypriniformes; Nemacheilidae.